AUGGCUCGGACUGACGAACCUUCAGCCAUCGAACCUCGCGUGGUCUUGCGAACACCAGGAAUGAACGAGGUCCUACCACGGCACGAUCUCAACUUUCUUACGUCUUCAGCGACAUUUCCGCAAGGAGAAUGGGUACUCUCCGAGUUCGGUCAUCCUCAUCAGUUUCAGGCCGCAUAUUGCGUGCGAAAUGCCCAGGGCCAGAUGGUGCGAGCCCCAAUGCCACUCGCAAACGUCUCUGCAGUCACGAACCAGCAAGAGAUUUAUGAUCACUGCACAGUUUAUCAUUAUGAUCCAACAUAUCAGAGCCCAGAUGACACAGAACAUAUUUGUGACACGGCCUCCAUUGGUCGGGAGGAGCAACAAACCGGCAGUGGUUUGCUAUACAACGACUACAACCACCAACAGGCUUCAGCAUACCCCCAAGAAUCUGAUCGUUACCACAUCGAUCUUGACAUCAAACAAGAAAUAUUCCCGUCCAGCGAAACGGCAUUUCUUGCCAGCCCGCCACCAUACUUGUCGGGCGUAGCAGCAAACGCACAAGCCCACGCCAGCCUCUUCGAAAAGCGGUCAGAGAUCGCGCCAACAUCAGUUCAUGGUUCGAAUAUAAUCAGUUUUCCAGUAAAAAAGGCCAGUUUUAGGUAUUCAUCUCGCCCAGAGUCAUCAUCAGUUGUCAGCAACUUCCUUGGCGACACUCUGCUUCUCGAUUCUUUCCACAACGUAGGCAAAGAGGAAAUUCACAGCUCUGGGACCUUUGCUCCCCAAGAUUCCUUCCACACGGAAAUUCAAGCAGCCUCUUUCUUGAGUGCUGACUCUUUCGACAUGGCACUCUCCCCGACCAUGUUCUCCCAGCUUGACGAAAGUGCCCUUGACCAGCUUUUGCGCCAGAGGAACGAUACGAAGGCUGUUCCCCCGAGGCCAAGGGGUGCUGGAGAAGGUUGUCGAGGCUCUGCAUGCUUGCAAAUAACUGUGGACUGCAUCAAGACGCUGCUGGUCUUCAGCGAUGUUUUGACCGCUCCCGAGUGCCCAGAGGGCAAUUGGUAUGGAGUUUGUAUGUGUUGGGGCCACCUUGCAUUCUCUGGGAGUCAUUUGGGGGUUGUUUGCGUGGCCGUUGCUAUCUAG
Colletotrichum higginsianum IMI 349063 is the source of this 1119-nucleotide messenger RNA. RefSeq lists its product as uncharacterized. NCBI's taxonomy places the organism in Eukaryota, Fungi, Ascomycota, Sordariomycetes, Glomerellales, Glomerellaceae. Bases 1 to 1119 code for a protein of 372 amino acids. The transcript has 3 exons. The record is from RefSeq and is a predicted model, not a curated record.